AUGCAACCACCGGGCGAACGGGCCAGACGACAUGGACUCAAGUGCCAGCAACAUGCCGAUGACGCACAGCCCUGCCUGCGCUUCACCACAUCCGAUCACACCGCUGCCACCAGGACGGCCCAGUGCUUGGGUGAGAUCAGCUCUGGGAUGAAGAGCAGCCGGCCGAAGCUGAACCCGAGCACGACAGAGCAAUGCGAUUUCCCCGGGCACGAAAACGUCAGCACGUCGGACACUCCAACCAGAAAGCCGCCGCGCUGUGGCAGGUCUAUGGUCAUUGUGAGGCUCCCUGGCGGAAAGCGGGUGGAUGUGCGAGGGGUGCAGGAUGGACCUGGGGGGCAGAGCUGGGUGGGGCACCCAGGACUGGGGUCAGCUCUGGAUGGACCUCAGGAGGUAGCCACCCCCCCUCUUCAUCCGUGUGGCUGCCUGUGGGCCCAGUUCCACCCGCUACCAUCAGGUGGAGUCAGUGGGUCACGUGCGGCGUGGCGGAAGCUGCUUCUCCAGCCGGGCCAGGGUGACCUUUGCCCCUCCGCACUGCAACGACUCAGAGGUGACGUGGAUGCCCCGGACCCGGAGGAAGAAGAGGAGGAGGAUGUGGGGAACCUGGGCUCCAUGGAAGAGGACGAGAAAGAGCUGGACCUGACGGACCAGGAGAUGGAAGACCUGAGGGCCCAGUUGUUGCAGCUCCUGGAGGAGCUGGAGGAGGCGCGGGAGCUGGCAGUGAAGCACGAGGACGAUUCGCUGGAGCUACAGGGCUUGUUGGAGGACGAGCGACUGGCCAGCGCCCGGCAGGCUGAGAUCUUCACCAAACAGAUCCAGAGGCUUCAAGCUCAGAUGCGCACGCUGAAGGAUGAGUUCAGCUCCCUGCAGGAGACGAAGGCGUCGGAGCUGGAGCAGGUGGAGCGGGAGCUGCAGGAGGCCAACGAAGAGAUCCACGGCCUGCAGCUGGAGGCGGAGGAGGUGGCGGCCAUCCACGAGAACGAGAUCGCCGCCCUGCAGGAGCAGCUGUGCCGGCUGCAAGCCGAGCUGCAGCGCGUCCAGCAGGUCCGUGAGGAGUACGAGACGGAGAUCACCACCCUGCGCGCCGAGAUCACGAUGAAGGGCAGCGGCCAGGCCCGGGCCGAGGGCCGCGCUGACGAGGUGGCUAUGCUCCAAGAGGAGCUGCUGGCCCUGCGGGAGCAGUACCGGGACCUGAUGGAGGAGUACCAGACCCUGCAAGAGAGCAACAAGAUCAUGGUGCACCAGCUGGAGAACCUGGAAGCCCAGAAGUACAGAUCCAGGAGCAGGUCGGAAGAGUCUCGCAAGUCGACGGAGUCGGACGUGAUCCAUACCCCGGUGCGCCGGACCCUCUCUCCCCGGCGCGCCAGCCCCCGCCUGAGCGGCAGCGUCUCCUUCAAGACGGUGGACGACAUAAGAACCAUCAGCAGCCCGAGCUGCAAGAAGGACCCCCCGAGCCAGGCCGAGGAGUCCGACUCCGAGCUGAGCCUGCACUUCCAGCUGCAGAGUGAGGAGGAGAAGGUGCAUCUGGCCCAGAGCAAGUGUGACAACAUGCAGACCGAGCUGCGGGAGCUGCAGCGGCAGUACCAGGCCAUCCAGCAGGAGCGCCAGCAGCUGCAGGAGGAGCUGAAGCUGUGCCGGGCGGAAAUCCAGAGACUCAAAGGCAUCGUGCCCGCUGACGGGCGGGUCCCGGCCGGGGGGCUGAAGCCCGUCAUCCUCUUUGCAGUAGCUGCAGCCGUCUUGCUGCUGUACCCCUGCCUGAAGCGGUCCUGCGCCAGCACCGUGCCGGCCUGAGGAGCGCCGCGCCCGGGCCAUGCCACGCACGCACACCAGAUCCGCACAUAGGCCCCCCGCCCCCCCCAGCCUGCUCCAGCCCCCACCCCCGGUCAGUCACACCAUGGCAGCAUCUGCCCCCACGUUACUGGCUCUCUCCAUCCUUCGGGGCUCAGGGUCAGGGACGCUGGAUCUGUGGGGCAGGGAAGGGAGACUGGAGGAUGCUGCUCUGGG
Molecule: messenger RNA, 2001 nt
Organism: Chrysemys picta bellii (western painted turtle)
Lineage: Eukaryota; Metazoa; Chordata; Testudines; Emydidae
Source: RefSeq, a predicted model, not a curated record